AUGGAUACAAAAGUCAAUUUAUACAUGGAUCUUUGCAUGAAAGACGUAUCUGAGAAAGAGAGAUGCAGAGCUUUCUUAUAUAUCAUUGGUCAAGAUGGCAGAGAUAUCCACAGCACAUUUGAUUUUGAGACGAGCGAACUAGACAAAAUAAAACCGUUAAUACAAAAGUUUGAAGAUUAUUGCAUACCGAAGCAGAAUACAACAAUGCAGCGAUAUAAAUUUGAUAAACGUGUGCAAGGCGAAACCGAAUCAGUUGACCAAUAUGUUACAGAACUAUGGCUUUUGGCGAAAAACUGUCGUUUUGGAGAACUACAAGAAGAGAUAAUUCGGAAUCGAAUCAUCUGUGGCAUAAAAGCGGAUAGACUUCAAGCUCGAAUGCUUCGAGAAGACAAUUUAAUUUUAGACAAACCAUUAGCAUACUGUAUGUAA
This is a messenger RNA of Paramuricea clavata, 429 nucleotides long. NCBI's taxonomy places the organism in Eukaryota, Metazoa, Cnidaria, Anthozoa, Malacalcyonacea, Plexauridae. The record is from the annotation of a GenBank genome assembly.